GCGGCACGAUGGUGACGUCGCCGACAACGGCUGAAGAUAUCGCAAAGCAGUGCGAAGCCGUUCCUCCGAAUUUAGCGGACCUGAUUCGAAAAUACCCCGAGAUUUUCCUGGACGACCUGCCAACUGGACUUCCACCGAGCCGACCAGAAGACCAUCGCAUCGAGUUGGAACCAGGCGCCAAACCGACAGUACAGCGACAAUUUCGGCUCAGCCAACCAGAACUGGAAGAAUUGCAGCAGCAGCUGGAUUACCUUCUGACAAAGGGUUUUUUCAGGCCUAGAACGUCCCCAUACGCCGCCCUGAUACUGUUCACCCCGAAGAAGGAUGGAGGAUUCCGAAUGUGCAUCGACUACCGCGCACUCAACAGGAUCACAAUCAAGUCGCGUUACCCGAUCCCACGAGCCGACGACCUACUCGACCAACUUCGCGGAGCCAAGUUCUUCUCGAAAAUCGACUUGCGAGGAGGUUACCAUCAAAUUCGCAUCGCCGCCGAAGAUUGUCACAAAACUGCUUUUCGAACCCGCUACGGCAGCUACGAAUACCUGGUGAUGCCCUUUGGCCUCACGAACGCGCCCUCGACCUUCCAUAUGACCAUAAACGGUGUUUUCAAGGAACUCUUGGAUAAAUUUGUUAUUAUCUACCUCGACGGCAUACUAAUCUACAACCGCAGCAGGGAACAGCACUUACAGGAUCUUGAUGCAGUCUUCAUACUGCUGCACAAGAAUCGCCUCAUCACGAAAGGGUCUAAGUGCGACUUUCUUAAGCAGGAGUUGGAGUUUUUGGGCCACAUCGUUUCUACCGAAGGAGUGAAAAUCGACCCCAAGAAAAUCAAGACCAUACAGGAGUGGAAGCCGCCGACCAACAUCAAGGAGUUGCAGAGUUUUUUGGGUUUCGUCAACUACGUCCGCCGAUUUAUCCACAAUAUGGCCGGGUUAUCUGCCCCACUUACCGACCGACUCAAGGAUCACGUUUGUUUUUGGUGGGGAGAGAAGCAGCAAGCUUCAUUUGACCAACUGAAGAUCGCCCUCACGUCGCCGCCCGUUCUUCGCAUCUCCGAUCCUGACCGUCCAUACGAAGUCAUCACCGACGCCAGCAACAUUGCCAUCGGCUCAGUUCUCCUACAGGAUUUCGGCGACGGGUUACAGCCAGUCACCUACGAAUCACGGAAGCUACAAUUACAGCCGAGCAAACUGCCCAACGGUUCAUCGCCAACGUCAUCCGGCUGCACGGACUGCCCACCGCAAUUAUUUCAGACCCGAGACCCGAAAUUCACAUCGAAUUUCUGGCGCCACCUGUGGGACCAGUUUGGCACCAAAAUGCAGUUUUCCUCCGCCUACCACCUACAGACCGACGGGCAGACCGAACAGGUUAACCAAACUAUAGAGCAGCUCAUUCGGACUACCUGUACUGACCCCCAGACAUGGGAGAAAUCCCUUCCGCUACUGGAAUUCGCGUAUAAUAACGCGCCAUCACCCACAACCCAUCAGUCCCCGUUUUUCCUCAACUACAGACAGGACCCAGUGUGAAUCGAUGGUGCAUGUGCUAU
Messenger RNA from Closterium sp. NIES-67, 1546 nucleotides. The record is from the annotation of a GenBank genome assembly. NCBI's taxonomy places the organism in Eukaryota, Viridiplantae, Streptophyta, Zygnematophyceae, Desmidiales, Closteriaceae.